Mercenaria mercenaria is the source of this 3122-nucleotide messenger RNA. RefSeq names its product heat shock 70 kDa protein 12A-like. The record is from RefSeq and is a predicted model, not a curated record. The transcript is spliced from 7 exons. Lineage: Eukaryota; Metazoa; Mollusca; Bivalvia; Venerida; Veneridae. Gene Ontology annotation, molecular function: ATP-dependent protein folding chaperone; ATP binding. The coding region runs from base 278 to 2056 and encodes 592 amino acids.
AGCGAUUUAAUGUUGGCGGAAGUAAUACGUAUAAUUAGAUAAUAUCUUAAAUUAAAAUUUAUACAUUUCAAAAUAAAUUAUAAAUAUUUUAUCAAUGACUAAAAAUGCAAAUACUUUUUUUAGUUAAAUUAAAAGGCAAAUAUGGUUUUGUAAUGUAGGACAGCAGAUAAAAAGUACUCCGUGAAAUCGAAAGUUGGAAUAUUUUCAAAACGAAAGUUGGACAAAAAGUGUAUCCUUAAAAGAAAAACUACACCUACCCUGAAUAGUCUGCAACAUAAUGUCCGCCGUGCCUGUGAUAGCAGAAGCAGUUCAAGAUCGUCUACAGGUUGCAGCCAUCGACUUCGGAACGACAUAUUCCGGAUAUGCAUUCUCAUUUCAUGGAGAUUUUAACGAGGACCCUCUGAAAAUCAUCACCAAUAACUGGUUGGUUGGCGCUACAAAAGCCGUCUCCCUGAAAACACCAUCUUGUAUCCUAUUUGAUCCAGACCGAAACUUCCAUAGUUUCGGAUUCGAGGCUGAAGAUGAGUACGCUGAUCUUGCUGCAGACGAGAAACAUUAUGAAUGGUUUUACUUCAAACGAUUCAAAAUGCUACUUUACGAACAAAAGAAGUUAACAAGAGACAUUAAAUUAAAGGACGACAAAGGGCUUACAUUACCUGCAAUGACAGUAUUCAGUGAGGGAAUACGAUACCUGAAGGAUCAUUUGAUUAGGACUUGUGAAGAGAAAGACGUUGGACUACGAUUUGAAGAAGUUCAUUGGGUAAUCACUGUACCAGCGAUUUGGGAUGAUUCUGCGAAGCAGUUUAUGCGAGAAGCUGCCAUCGAGGCUGGCAUUGACACGAAGCACCUAUCGUUGGCACUGGAACCUGAAGCUGCGAGUCUGUUCUGUAAAUACCUGCCUAUACAGAAGGUGGAAGGGGAUGAUGGGCAAGGCAGAAUUUCUAGCUUUGCUCCUGGCAAGAGAUACCUGGUUCUAGAUGCUGGUGGAGGAACAGUGGAUAUUACAGUACACGAGACACAGUCAGAUGGAACAAUUAGGGAGCUAUACAAAGCUAAUGGUGGUCCAUGGGGAGGGACGAAAAUUGAUGAGGCCUUUAUCAAUUUCCUCGAGGACGUUGCUGGAGUUGACACCAUUGAAGUUUUCAUGAAAGAUCACAAAGAGGAUUAUUUGAGCUUGUUCCGAGAAUUUGAGAUAAAAAAGAAGACAUUCGGUCCCGAUCUGACGGCCGGACAAAAAAUAACAUUUAGGCUUCCGGUGUCAGUACAUGAAACCUACCGUAUCACAAGGGGAGGAGACUUCCGACGUAGCUUGAUGAUGAAGCAGGAUUUGAAAGACCAAAUAACGUUCACGGGAGAUAAGCUCCGCGUUCAACCGAGACAAGUUGAACGCUUUUUCGAAGCUACAUGUAACAAAAUUGUAAACCACCUCAAGGACAUUUUCAGCAAACCGCAGGUAAGCGGUACUGAAGCUAUACUGAUGGUUGGAGGGUUUUCGGAAUCAGUAAUGUUGCAGCAUUAUAUAAAGGAUAAUUUUCCGGAAAUGAAGGUUAUUAUUCCAGAAGAUGCUGGACUGGCUGUCCUGAAAGGAGCGGUUAUCUUUGGCCAUAACCCUAGAGCUAUUAUAUCCAGGGUGUCAAAGUUUACAUAUGGGAUCGACGUAUAUCAGCCGUUUGAUAGCACCGUACAUCCUGCUUCGAAAAAGGUCAUUUUGGACGGAAAAGAAAAAUGUGAUGGUUGCUUUGAUAAGCACGUAACAGAAGGUCAAGAAGUAUACGUAGGGGAAGUAUUCGGAGAAAAGUCAUACUGGCCGUCUUCUAUGUCUGCGACAGCGGUGUCUUUGAAUGUUUAUACUUCAGAUAAAAUAGAUCCAAAGUAUGUGGACGAAGCAGGAUGUUUAUACCGUGGAAAAUUACGCGUCGACCUUUCAAAAAUUGAAAAGUAUGAGGAUAAAAAUAUUAUUGUAAAAAUGAAGUACGGGGACACUGAACUUGGUGUUGAAGCAAGAAUUGUAAAGACUGGAGAAAUCCUAAAAACAUCCUUAAAUUGCCUUGAUUAAAGAAAUCGCAAAUGACAGUACUUGUUAUUGGUAAAACUCUUAUCAAAAUAACCAAAAAUGAAAUAUUGAACUUUAAUUAGAGGCACUUACCUUCAGAUUUUGGCUAAAAGUGAUCUUUCUUUAAAUAGUAGUUUGGUCAUAUUAUGAACAUUAGAAAAUGGAUUUUUUUGUAUCUUAAAAAUGCCAAAUCAAGAAAAAAACAUGACCGAGUCGGGAAUCGAACCUUGGUCGCCGCGGCAAUGAACACUUUCGUGCGGUCUUGGAUAAUACACCACGGAGGAAUAAAUACUGAACGGUCGUUAAAUAUAAUGGUGUCCGCUGCAAACGCUUUUCAAUUCUGAAUUGAAAAAAUAGUAAAAACAACUAAUUCUUACGUGAAUCCAGAACUUGCUAAGUUUCAAAGACUUCAUUAGAAAUAUAGAUUUUUUUUCUUAUAUCUAAACAAUUUCUCUUUUUGUUGUCGAAAGAUCUGGAGGUCAGUGUCCAAACUGUAUAAAUUCAAAAUUGUUAUGCAAAUUUAAGACGUUAAACUAUCUUAUCAUAAAUUAUAUCAUUGUUUAAACCUCUUAUAAAACUGAACGUGUGUAUAGUCUAACCUACUCGCAAGAAUGUAUGAGGUUCGACAUUUUUUUAUAAUUUGUUUUUAUUGAAGUAUAGUUAGACAUGUGAUUUUUUUUCGUUUGCUAAUAAGAAAAAUAGAAAAAUGUUUUUAAAACAAGUACUUUUUAUGCAGUUAGCUAGACAAAAAUUCGCGAAAAGAAAUCAUACAGAACAUACUAUGUAUUUAUUCGUUGAUUUACAAAGUUUGCUUGAUUUGACAUUAUAAAUGGAAUUUGUUACAACGAACGAGCUGGUUGCCGUUUGUUCUUUAUCUAGGUAUUGAAUUUACAUCAUACAUGUAACAUAAAAGUUGCUAUUAAAAUUCAUCUGUAAAAUCAUUCGGGCUCACAAUCUUCUAUUUUUAUUUGAUAAAGUUAAACUUGACAUUAAGACACAAGUACAUUUGUUUGAUUCAUCUGUAGUUCCAGUUUUAUGUGUACAUAAUAUUAAAGAAAUUGAUAACAUA